Molecule: messenger RNA, 2353 nt
Organism: Siniperca chuatsi (mandarin fish)
Lineage: Eukaryota; Metazoa; Chordata; Actinopteri; Centrarchiformes; Sinipercidae
Exons: 4
Coding region: 348-1814 (488 amino acids)
Source: RefSeq, a predicted model, not a curated record
GGAUUCGCCCUGCUCCUUGGUGUUCGUGGAAGUUGGUGCUGCGCAAAGAAACGCAUCUGUGGCAUGUUGCCCAGCAACGACAGAUUUGCAAGCGGCAAAAACGACUGCAGACAAUUUCGGAGCCCAGUAUCAUCACAGACAGUCGCCUGAUAGGACACCAUGGCCUGUUCAACCAUGAGGUGAAGUCUAUCGACAUUGAACGGUUGUUAAGUGAGCAGAAGAAGUUGGAGAAAAUAGGACCGCAAGUACAAGAAAAGAACAAUGCUACUUCACACCCAUCUUCAACAUCUUACAUUCCUUCUCCAAUCUCCAUUAAUGAUUUGUUGGGAGCUGAUACAGAUGAGGUUAUGCCACUGGAAAAAAGAGGAGACCCUGCUACGAAGGCCCAUGAUGACUGCCAGGAGACAGAGAAGAAAAUCAGUCAUGGAUCAGAUGUUACACCAGGGCAGAGACCACAGCAACAACUUGAUCUUUCAUCUGGAAGUUUUAAAAGCAUCUCCUCAUCUAAACACAGCUCCCUUGAUGUAGUGAAAAUCAAGAGCAGGAAGACCAACCCUGUCAUGUCUGAAAAGGGCAGAGAGUCACAGCUGACUCCCACUGUUGACAGAGAAAAUGUGAAGACGUUAAACAAGAAGGUAAACGGACACAUGAUUUCUGCUCUGGAGCAAAGAACCCCAAAGAACCAGGAGCCUCCUGUUCACCAAACACAAACUCAUGGUCUCAGCCCAAGCCCACUUCAGCUCUCCAGCUCACACGCUGCUAACAGCUUUGACAUACAGCACAGAAGACAAGAUCCUGACUGUGUAUCUAAGUCUGUCAGUGCAGUGGCAGCAGGUUUGUGUGACUGUCUGCAGUUCCCACUUCUGAGAAGGAGAAACCUGGAGGCAGAGAGCAGGGGAGUGCUGUUGAAAGCUCUACAGGAGAUGCAUGGACCCCGGCUUCAGGAGAACCUCCUCCAGGUGCAGCGAUGCCUCAGCUUUGGUGCUGAUCCUGCAAAGGAAGUCCAGGAUCAGGAGACAACCAUGAUAGAUGAAGAUGGGCCUACAGAUGCAGUCACAAGAACAUUUCAAGCCAACACUGCUAGUCAGUCCUGUUUUGACACGGAGAAAACCACAUCUUUCAAAAUGAAGGGAAGUAGGCAUUUUAACUGGAAGUCCAGUACACAGCUACACCAAAACCUGAAACAGACUGCUGAAUGGUUGACAAGCCCUGUGGAGACUUCUGUCAGUCUUUUGGAUGAUGUCCUCAGACCUUGCUCUCCUCAAUUCUGCAUUGGCUCUGAGCUCUCUGGAGUUACAGCCAUCAAUCAUUUGUUCGCUCCCUCUCGCACCAUAUGCUGGGAAGAAAAGGCCUCAGCAUCUCAGCACUGGGAAGACAGUUUCAACAUGCCAAAGAGCAAAGAGGCGAUUAUGUUUGGUUCCUUUGAAAACAGCUUUAUGAACAACACCAGAGCACUUCCAGAGAGGAGCAGUGGGUCUCGAUACAGUGACAGCAACAUCCAGCCUUUCUUUCCUUACCAAGCACAGCUGUCAGAUAGACAUUCAGCAGAGUCAAUGCACUUUCCCCAGAAGCAAGGCCCAUUUGAAACUGACAGAUACUCUUUUACUCCCUCCUUCUCUGCCCACAUUCACCAUCCUCAGCAGAGCAACCACUUCCAGCCUUUCAGCCAAUUCAGUCAACCUUCAACUUGCCCUCCCCUCAGGUCCCACCACACUGACAUGAUGCAUUACCCCCAUCUCACAUGCUUGAAAGAGACCCAGCACCCCCCCUUUCUUCUUUCCCGAGCCCUGAGCACUGGUCCUUCCCUCCUAUGAGACUGUACUAAUGUGUGGUAAAGCUCUGCAUAAAGACAGAGCAUAGAGCCUGUGAAUAUUUCUUUGGCAAACUAAAAAACAAUGCCCUCUUAAUUCAUACCAUAAAGAUUUUUUGUUCCCAGACAGCGAUGUGUGUUGUGUGCCCAUAUUUUAUUAAAAACACAGUAUUAAAUGUAAUAGCAAUAGCUGUCAUCUCAAGAGUUACCUCUUUUAUUCUUUUGUCCCAUUUAUGCUGAGAUAAAGAAACACAGAAUUAUGUAUUGUUUGCAUCCUUGGAGCAUUUUUUUAAUAUGCAGACUGUAUAUUAACACAUAUCUUCUGUAACACAGGUGCUAUAAUGGGAAAUUCUUUACAGACCAAGAAUUUUAGCCAAGAAUGUGCUAUUGUGAAAGCUAUUGAAUAUUUUGUUGUGUAUGUGGGCUACAUUUAAAUGCAAGAAAAUACAUUUGUACAAUUGUGCAAUAGAGGCAUGCAAUAUCAAGCAUUGCUAAAUAUAAAAUUAAACUGAGCACAAGACAUUAAAUGACAUUUCUGAUUCA